Pseudomyrmex gracilis is the source of this 1787-nucleotide messenger RNA. RefSeq names its product calcium uptake protein 3, mitochondrial (gene MICU3). Gene Ontology annotation, molecular function: calcium ion binding. Gene Ontology annotation, biological process: calcium import into the mitochondrion; mitochondrial calcium ion homeostasis. The record is from RefSeq and is a predicted model, not a curated record. NCBI's taxonomy places the organism in Eukaryota, Metazoa, Arthropoda, Insecta, Hymenoptera, Formicidae. Gene Ontology annotation, cellular component: uniplex complex. The transcript is spliced from 12 exons. The coding region runs from base 288 to 1517 and encodes 409 amino acids.
GCGACGAUCGUGUGUCUGUCACGACGUGUGCCGUUGUGUGCGCGUCAACUUCGCAAUGUCACACGUGCGUACAACUCGUGGAGUGUCAACAGUGGUGUCAAGAGAUUGCGGAAAGGCGUCGGAUUGCUGGCGGCCGCUUCCGUCACGUUCGUGAUGGCGCAGCAAUACCUACGGCCGAAGGUGGUGCACGCUUUGAAGCUUCGCAAGGUACGCACAGAGAGGACGAUUUGCAUAAAGCGGUAAAGCUGACAACGAGGGAGAGAAGGUUCAUAAAAUUCGCGUCGGUGAUGUACGACGGUCAACUCUACAUGACUCCGCAAGACUUUCUCGACAGUGUCAUCGAUGCCGAACCCCGACCGAGACUGAAGAGGCGCGUGCUUACGGAUCAGGAGCUCGAGGUGAUGAGAAAUUCGACGGCCUCGCUGCGUCACGGAAGCACGCACAUGUUCAGAAAUUUAAGAGAUAAAGGGAUUAUUUCUUACACGGAGUACCUGUUUCUUCUGUCCAUCCUGACAAAACCGAAAACUGGUUUCCAAAUCGCCUUCAAUAUGUUUGACACGGACGGAAACGAGAGGGUCGACAAAACUGAAUUUCUUGUGAUUCGUCGUUUACUCGGCGGCAGUUUGAAGGAGAGAGAUCUCGAUGAGCAGACAAGACGUGCAUUACGUUCCAUAAUGUCUCUGAGCGAGGAUAUUGCGGGCAAGGCAAAGCUACGUGAAGUAAAAGCCACCCAAAGUUCGAUUAAAUCAAGUGAAAAUGAAAUCGUCUCAAAUUCUUACAUGGAGAAGAUAUUCAGUCACGCGUGGAGGGGUCGUCAUGGAUGCGAAACCAAGGAAGAACUGGAACAAUUGCAAGAACGUCAGAAAACACCAGAAGAAAUUCAAGGCCAGUACAUCGACGAUGAUCAGGGUUUGCAACGACGUCACGCUGUGGAUACCACCCUGAUGAUACACUUUUUUGGCAAAGACGGCACUACCGAGUUAAGAUACGAAGAUUUCAAACGUUUCAUGGAGAACUUGCAGCACGAGGUGUUGGAGCUAGAGUUUCACGAAUUUAGCAAAGGACACGACACGAUCAGCGAACUGGAUUUCGCGAAGAUCUUGUUACGAUACACGUAUCUCGAGCCUGACGAAUACGACAAGUACUUGGACAGAAUGUUGGAUCGAGAGAGCUUGGAUAUCGGAAUCACGUUCGAGGAAUUUCGUCGAUUCUAUCAAUUUUUAAAUACCCUGGACGAUUUUUCGAUAGCAAUGCGAAUGUACACGUUGGCCGACCAUCCUAUAUCUAAAGACGAGUUUCAACGCGCCGUAAAAAUAUGUACGGGAUCGGUGCUUUCGGAUCACAUAAUCGAUACGGUGUUCGCGCUGUUCGAUGAGGACGGAGACGGUAAACUCUCUUAUAAGGAAUUUAUAGCUAUUAUGAAAGAUCGAUUGCACAGAGGCUUCAAGUCUCAACAACGCAACGAGGGGUGGGAGGCGUUCAAAUUCUGCGUGAAACAAGAGAUGAAAGCGCCGUGAAGACAAGGUUCAGCGCAAAGAAAUGUGAAAAUCGCGGAAAAAAUUAUAAGUAAUGAUCGUUUCAUGUACUUAUACAAAAAAAAAAAAAACAAUUCCUAUAAAUCCUACAAUCCCAUGUGAUAUAAUUAUCAGGUUACUCUAUUCUUUUAUCUUAAAAACGCAAUGUAGAGCUAUUAUAAAUUAUUUAUAUUUCUGCCUAAUAUAUAUAUAAAGAGAUUAUGUGUUCUGCCUAAUAUAUAUAUAAAGAGAUUAUGUGUUCGCACAACUAUU